Molecule: messenger RNA, 291 nt
Organism: Volvox carteri f. nagariensis
Lineage: Eukaryota; Viridiplantae; Chlorophyta; Chlorophyceae; Chlamydomonadales; Volvocaceae
Gene: myb12
Product: transcription factor Myb12
Exons: 3
Coding region: 1-291 (96 amino acids)
Biological process (GO): regulation of DNA-templated transcription
Cellular component (GO): nucleus
Molecular function (GO): DNA-binding transcription factor activity, RNA polymerase II-specific; RNA polymerase II cis-regulatory region sequence-specific DNA binding
Source: RefSeq, a predicted model, not a curated record
AUGGCAUUGAAAACGGCAUGGACAGAAAGCGAGGACGCGCUCCUGCGGCAGCUCGUGGAAGAAAAAGGGCCUAAGAAUUGGGGUCUAAUAGCUGCGCAAAUUAAGACGAAAAGCGGCAAGCAGUGUCGGCGCCGCUGGACAAACUUUUUAAAUGCAGAUUUGAAAACUGGAGGCUGGACUCCCCAGGAGGAUAAUAUCCUGAUGGAGGGCCACAAAAUGCAUGGCAACAAGUGGACCGAAAUUGCCAAAAUGGUGGGCGGCAGGACGGAUAAUGCGGUAAAAAACAGGUGA